Messenger RNA from Dufourea novaeangliae, 1455 nucleotides. RefSeq lists its product as uncharacterized. NCBI's taxonomy places the organism in Eukaryota, Metazoa, Arthropoda, Insecta, Hymenoptera, Halictidae. Bases 1 to 1455 code for a protein of 484 amino acids. The record is from RefSeq and is a predicted model, not a curated record. The transcript is spliced from 6 exons.
AUGAUCCUGAGGCAUCUUCCAAUCAUCCUCGUGCAAUUCGUUGCACUGACGAGCAUCGCGUAUUCGACGGAAGUGCGGUGGAGUGUUUUAUCGUGGAUGUCGAACCAUGUUUGCGCUCUGAUCAUCUUCCCGGUGAGCACACAUCAAUGGUCGCUGUUGGGUUUGAAUCUUUGGCCGAGUCAGACCGUGGAAAGACCCUCCAACAAUUUUAACAAAAAUCCUAUCUCGAGGGUUCUGAAUUUCUUUCCAACCCCCGUGGAAGUGGAGUGUCUGUCCCAGGACAAACGGCGACGAGGACUAUGCAUGAACACGUAUGAAUGCCGUAUUCAACGAGGAAAAUCCCAUGGACCGUGCGCGCUCGGCUUUGGCGUGUGUUGCAUAUUCACGGCAAGCUGCGCGGAGGAGGUGCAAAAUAAUCUGACCUACGUGAUCAGCCCCGGUUUCCCCAACCUCAUUGACUGGCCCAUGAACUGUUCAGUGGUCGUACGGAAAAUCGAUAGGCAGGUCAGCCAGCUCAGGAUCGAUUUCGUCCACUUCAACAUAGGUCAACCUAACGCCAGGACGGGCGUAUGUGACGAAGAUAUCAUGGAAAUCAGAAAUAGCAGGAGCGUGUUCCAAAUGUGCGGCUGGAACAGUGGCCAACAUUUGUACAUAGACGUCGACGAGGAUGAUCGGCCAUUGACGUUGGACAUCCGGCUGCCGAAUGGUUUGCAGUCGCGAAUGUGGGAGAUACGGAUCGUCCAAUUGGCGUUCGAGCAACGAGCGCCGACCGGUUGCCGGCAGUAUUACCAGAGCACUAAUGGCACCCUGAAGACACUGAAUUAUCUGUCAAACGGGAGAUUUCUCGCUGAUCAAGAUUACCUUCUCUGCAUCCGCCAGGAGAGGGGAAUGUGCGGAAUCUCCUACGCCCCGUGUUCCCAAGACUCUUUUCGGAUAGGUCCACCAAGGAUGCAGAUCACGGACACGAAUGCCACGAAUGGGAACGUGUCAUCCAUUUCCGAAAACUCGGCCGUGAACUCGACUGCUCAGAAUAUGGCCAACAAUACGCAUUCGGUGAACGAUACCGAUGGGGUGAUCGAAGGAUCAGGAAUGGAUCCUGCGGGCGAGGGAGCUGGUUUCUCGAUGAACGCGUCGAGCCUCACGGAGCAAGAAAUGGUCCCCAAUAUUUCGCUGUACGGGCAAGAACGGUGCAGGAACAGGGUGCUGAUCCCUUGUGACUUCGAGGAAUUUAUUACGCCUGGAAACAACGAAGCUGGGAUUUGCAACCUCGAACACUGCGGUAGCUCUCUGUGCGAUCAAAAUCAGCUGGACGAAGAAGGGAACUGUCGCGUGGAAACUUGGGCAACGCCCUUUCGCAUAAGAGUCGCUUUUGGUCCUGGAUGGGACACAGGGACCACAUUGGAGGACAAUAUUGGCAUGUGCCUCAUGUACGAGCAAUUAUCCUGCGUGCCCUGA